CCUGGUUCCACAAAAAUCUGCCUUCCUUGGAGACUUGGGCAUGACACCCCAUCCAUAGGAUAAAAGCGUUUGUCCUUUUGACACCGAGGACAUACAAAUGACGAGAAACUACACACACUCGGCAUUAGGCCAGCGCCCCACAGCAACUUCCCUAUGUUGGAAGAUGUCCAAGGAACAGCGGGCAGAGACCCUCGGCGGCCACAGGAAGGGGUAGGGUGCAGGGGUAUUGUGACAUGCUCCAGGGAAGGGCAGCUCUCCCCUUGGCCAACGGAGGCCCCGGCUCAGAGGAACAAGGGAGCCGGACCGGACAUGGAGGCUGGGGCCCAGCCCGCUGGUGCUGAGCAGGAUGGGGAGGACGAGCCUGAGCCGCAAGCUCCGACCCAAGCCAUCGAGGGCCACGGCCAGGUGCUGCUGAUGGGCAAUUUCUGGCCGCAGGAAGAGCGCUUCCUGACCCUGCAGGACAUCCUGGAGCAGAGCCCGACCAGCCGGCCCACCCAGGAGCCCUCGUCCACCAGAGCCACGGGCGGCCACAGCAGCUCCAGCGACUGCUCCUGGCGGCGGCGUCUCAAGCGCCCCAGCGACUGCUCCUCCGACGACACCGAAGGCCGGGCCGCCAAGUGCAAGCGCUCGGCCCAGAAGCCGCCCCAGGGUUCGGCCGGGACGCCCAGGAGCCGGGCGGCGGCGGAGGAUGCGGCGUCCGGGCGCCAGAACCCCCAGCUGCCGCUGCCGCCGCUGCCGCGGGAGCCGGGCGCGCGGCUGCUGCUGGUGUUCUGCCGCGCGUCCGCGCUGCGCUCGCAGCUGCCGCGGCUGCAGCUGCUCCUGCGGCGGGUGCACGCCCGGCACCGCAGCCCGCCCGCCGCGCUGGUGGGCAUCGUGGUGCUGCCGCGGCGCGAGGAGGAGGCCGAGGCCCGCCGCCGCAUGGAGAGCCUGCUCGGCAGCGCCUUCGGGCCGCACAGCCCGGCCGUGGAGGUGCACACCGCGGUGUUCAGCCCCAGCCGCCCCGAGGGCACCCUGGACAUCCAGCGCGCCGCCGCCGCCGCCGCCGCUGCCGCCGCCGACGGAGCACGCGGAGGAACACACGAGGCCCCCGCGCGGGGCUGCGUCACCCUCAUGGAUCAAGAGACUCAGACAGAGGGGCCUCCGACUCAGGCGAGCCCCUUCUGUUCCUGUACCACUUGCCCCGGCAGCUCUGCUUGCUGGCGUCGUCUGGGCCUGUGCCACAGCCGCAUCUUCGAUGUCCUUCUGCCUCAGGCCUGGAUGACCGUGCCAGGCAGAGAAUUCCCAAGCCUCCUCACCUUCUACAGAGGACCGGCAAGGAAGCACACCAGUCAUCGUAAUUCCCGUGCUCCAGGUUCUCGGGACUGCAGCUGUGGCUCUGGGGGCUCUAGCAACUGCCUACUGCGUCAUUGAACUCCUGUGAACAAACCCCCAGGCUCGCGGUCCAGCAGAUCCAGUUUCCACCAGGGAUAUCCCUUGUCACCAAAAUAGAACAAUAAAAAACAAAAACAAAUUCUGUUUCUUGAUUGUGUUCUACUCAAGUCACAAAAGCUGGACUUGGUAGGGAG
Pipistrellus kuhlii (Kuhl's pipistrelle) is the source of this 1565-nucleotide messenger RNA. It is a transcript of the gene SPATA3, whose product is annotated as spermatogenesis associated 3. NCBI's taxonomy places the organism in Eukaryota, Metazoa, Chordata, Mammalia, Chiroptera, Vespertilionidae. The record is from RefSeq and is a predicted model, not a curated record.